AUGCAACUCGUCAAGUUCCUCGUCGGCGCACUCAUUGUCGUCGCAGGCUCUGUCGUCGCCAAUCCAGUACCCAGUGCCGAUCCCCUCUCCGGAAACUCUGCUCCAAUUCAAAAGCGUGAUACCCCUGAGUGGAACACGGGUGCGUAUUUUGUCAUAGCCGGUAUGAUGCUACAAGUGAUCCCGCUCCAGUCGUCUAAGGAGGCACAACCAGUCCCGUCUAGUCAACGGCACCAUUCCCCAUCUAGACGUGCGACCCAGAUCACGCUCGCUGAAGAAUCCCCGAAUCCACUCUCUACCCAAGAUAAGCCUUUCGAUCGGCACGAGUCCUUUGACUCGGAUUUGAGAAACUAUUAUCGUCACAAGAAACAUCCAUCGUCAGACGAGGAAUGGGAGGUACUCCCCCGUCCUGACCUGCGCCGCCACGAUUCAAGCGAGACUCUCGUCGAUAUCCUGCCUACGAGCGAAAAGCAAAGCACCCUGACUCGAUUGCUCAGCAGUUCUCGGAAGCAAAGACUGAGAAUCACCCGAGCCUUUAAUGCACAACAUAUUCAUCAUGUCACGUAUGACCACCAUGAACACCGUUUUCUCGACGUGCCAAAAGAGUGGGAAGGCCACCUCCCAGAAAUAAGAGGUAGUCGUCUCCUGGCACUUGCCCUCGAAGUCCGACUUUGGAUCGCACCGCAAGCCUCAACGAUAUCAGAGAGCUGCAAUAUCCCCAGCGAUUUAACUCUAUAA
This is a messenger RNA of Serendipita indica DSM 11827, 735 nucleotides long. The record is from the annotation of a GenBank genome assembly. Lineage: Eukaryota; Fungi; Basidiomycota; Agaricomycetes; Sebacinales; Serendipitaceae.